Messenger RNA from Cyprinus carpio (common carp), 2464 nucleotides. RefSeq names its product hexosaminidase D-like. NCBI's taxonomy places the organism in Eukaryota, Metazoa, Chordata, Actinopteri, Cypriniformes, Cyprinidae. Gene Ontology annotation, biological process: carbohydrate metabolic process. Bases 1 to 1812 code for a protein of 603 amino acids. The transcript is spliced from 14 exons. The record is from RefSeq and is a predicted model, not a curated record. Gene Ontology annotation, molecular function: hexosaminidase activity.
AUGGACGCCCGGCGCCGUCACCUGAGUUCAACACCUGCCUUCAUUUCUAGGGUUUAUCGCAAUCGCCUGCACAGAAGCAGACAUGAACACUCAAAAGGUUAUGAGGUUGAUAGUGGGCUGCUUGGUGAUUGUUGCCAUGGUGAAAAUUUUCUUUCAUCCCAGCUCAAGAAAGACACGAGUGUCAAAACCCACCAAAUCAUACAAGGUGGUAACUUCUGGGCUAAACAGCAUAUCCCACAGCUGAAUUUGGUUCAUAAUGAGGAGGAUCCUGUCAAAAAAGAACAUGCAGGCAACACAGAGGUUCAGCCAGAGGAAAAAGAGACGAUCCAAUCAAACCAAGAGGAGUUAGAACCAGAAAUUCCUGAUGAUACACCCAUGGAUCCAUUAAAAAUUGUGCACUUGGAUCUGAAAGGCGCUGCACCCAAAGUCAAAUACCUUGAAGAGAUAUUCCCUCUACUGUCAACUCUGGGUGCUAAUGGGAUAUUGCUGGAAUAUGAGGAUAUGUUUCCUUAUGAGGGGGAGCUCAGCAUUCUCAAAUCAAGCUUUGCAUACAGUCCGGAAGAUAUAGAGAAAAUUAAGUCUCUGGCCAAGCAGCACAAGCUUGAACUGAUUCCUCUGGUGCAGGUGUUCGGACACUUGGAGUUUGUCUUAAAACACGAGAAGUUCUUCAAACUGAGAGAAGUGGAAACAUAUCCCAACAGCCUGAACCCUCAGGCCCAAGGAAGCAUGGAUCUCGUUCAAGACAUGUUAACGCAAGUUAUGAAGAAGCACCCAGAAGCAAAGUGGUUCCACAUUGGUGCAGAUGAGGUACGUGGCCUGGGCGAGAGUGAAGAUUCGAAGCGCUGGUUGGAAGCCAACAGUGGAGACAUGGGAAAGCUGUUCCUCAAUCAUGUGACCGCAGUCGGGAAAUUCAUGACCAAACUGAAGAGAGGAAUCAAGCUGAUCUUGUGGGACGACAUGUUUCGGAAACUUAGCUCUGACACAAUCAAAGAAUCAGGUUUGCAGGACCUUGCAUCGCCCAUGAUAUGGAAGUACAUCCCAAACAUGGAUGUGAAAGAGAUCGGUAACUAUAUCUCUAAGUAUGAACAGGCUGGAUUCAAAGGGGUGUGGUUUGCUAGCGCUUUCAAAGGAGCCUCUGGAAUUGACCAGAAAUGGACCCCAAUCAGUCACCAUUUAAAAAACCACCUACAGUGGCAGAAAGUCAUUCAAUCCAUGCCUCAGUACAAGUCUGUGAGAUUCCAAGGCAUUGCUCUGACUGGCUGGCAGAGGUAUGAGCAUCACACUGUGCUGUGUGAGCUUCUCCCUGUGGCCAUCCCUUCUCUGGCUGUCUGUCUUCAGACGCUGAAAUACGGUUCAUUUGAUACGGAGGCAGAGAAGGAGGUGCAGCGCCUCCUUGGGUGUCAGGUUGAGCUGAGCAACAAUGAGUGUAAGGGUGCAUCCUUUCCUGGCUCAGAUGUUUAUGAAAUGGUGAAGAAGCUCAACGACAACCUCGAGAGUUCAGUUAAAAAGAUCAUGCAAAGCUACCAUGUCAAGGGAUCAUUCAGUCCAUAUCAUCGCAAACGCAGCUUUGCAAACCCUCGAAAUCUUGCAUUUUUCAAAGAUGGACUGAAAAAAUUGAUGGAUGAAUGGGAUUCCUUUUUACUGACUUUCCGCAAAAAUAUGGAGGCAAUCUUCUACCCAGACACGUUAGAGGAGUGGUUGGAGGAGAAUGUGAAUGAACACAUAGAAAGACUUCAUGAAAUGGUGGUUGAUGUAGAACGAAUCAUUAAACUCAAUGGACAGCCAAAGGUUGAUCCUUCAAAAAUGAGGUGAAACAGACAAGACGACCAACAGGAAGGACAUCCCAAAAUGUAGCAUUCAAACUUCCUACUGUUUUUCAACCUCAGGGAUCUUGCUUGUUUCCUGAAGGCUUUGCUGGAAGUGAUGACUAGAUUAUGAAAAGUUGCAUUAAAGUUCUCUAAUUACACUGGGCAUGCACUUCUUGAAGAAGUGGACUCACUACACUAUGCAUCAAUGCAUUUAUUUCAUCUGUAUUUGAGUUGACUCAAAAUAAUGAAAGUUAUUUGCCUUUGCAGUGACACUGGUACAGCUAAUGUUGUUUUUUUGUGUUUUUUUCAAUGUGUAGGGAUGGAACGUAACCAAACGUCAUGUCUUUGACAUGCAAAAUGUACAAAAUGUGCAGUUUGAGGAGCAGAAAUAUUGUACAAUUGCAGAAUGUGGAAUCUUGUUACAAGUGAGAGCCUUGAAUAAAGUAUCUUUAGUGUUUUUAUCACUAUUACACAUAUAGUUCUAAAUUAGCUUUAGAAGCAUUUACCUCAGAAAACUUUAAAACUGGAAAUAUGGAGCUUAUGUUUAAUUUACAGGCUUAUCACAAUGCCAAUAACGCAACAUAAUUUGCUGAAUUUAAUUUAUUUGUGUGUGUGUGUGUGUUUACAACAAAAUAAAAUAAAAAUUGGGGAAUGUA